GUUGUCAAGCGCCACGCCGUCAAAAGCAAAUCUCAUUUAGUUUCAUCGCUGGCAAAAGAAAAAGAAAAGGCCAAUAAAUUGUUGAUAGAAUCAGUAAUGCGAGUGAAAAUAACUGAAAAACGAUAGCCUCGCGUCAGGAGGCUUUUCCGCGUGUGUGUGCGCGUGUGCCUGUGCGUGUGUCUGCCCGUGUGUGCGUGUGUUUACCUGGUUUUUCCAGCACAAAAAAGAAACGGAAAGUAAACUGGAAAAGUCGACAAAGUCUGCUGCCUGCGUGCCAUUUUUUAUUUAUUCGUUUCGUGUGGAAAACCUAAAGACGACUUGAUGGCCUCCACCAGCAACCUGGUGGACGUGGUGCGCCACUACCAGCGCAGCAUUGAGAAGCACGGCGAGGACGAACAGCGGCUGCUGCACUGCAUCACCAAGCUGUUCAACCUGCCCAUCAAAUUCGAGCACCUGCAGGAAACCGGAAUUGGCAAGACGGUGAAUGCCCUGCGCAAGUUCAACGGGGAGGUGGGCGUGGCGGCCAAGACGCUGGUGUCCAAGUGGAAGGCCAUGGUGGCCGCCGAGGAGGAGCCUCCAAUCGCCGCCACACCAACAGCCAGCUCCCACAACGAAGAGGACUCGGGCAAGUCCAAGUCCAGCGACGAGGAUCCCGACCAGGAGAACAAGGGCAGCAACUCGUCCAGCGGCGAGGAUUUGCACAGCAGCGGGCACAAGUCGAAGCAUCAUGCCAAGAGCUCCAAGCACGACAGGAGUAGCAGCAGCAAAAGUCAUCACUCCAAGAGCAAGUCAGAUUCGGAUAGGAAGCACAAGAGCAGUCGCCACGACAAGUCCAGGGAUAAGGAAAAGGAAGGUCACAAGGAGGUCAAGGAGCACAGGGAGAAGAAGUCGAAUGGCGAGCACAAAUCAAAGGAUUCCAGCAAAUCCAGCAGCAGCAGCAGUCACAAGAGCAGCAGAUCGGAGCUCCACAAGAGCGAGCACAGCAAAAGCAAGCACGAAAAGGACAAGUCUUCGCACGGCGAGCCGAAACCAGCCAAAGACAAGUCGAGCAAACACAAGUCAUCCUCCUCCAAGUCAUCCAAGCGAUCCCACAGUCCCCAACGCGCCGAAGAGGAUGUGCAAAAGGCCAAGAUACCAAAAACCAAAUCGAAAUCCGAGGAGGACUCCGCCGAUGGUUUCGAUUCCAGCAUGGGCGCCAACUUCGACGAUGUUCUUGGCCUGCUCAACAUGCCCAUGAGCAGCAAGAAGGGCAGCGGCAGCAGCAGCAAGAGCAAGUUCCCCUCCAAGCCGCCAUCAGCUCAAUCCUCUGUAUCAACUCCCUCAGCGGCUGGAACAUCCAGGGAAGCCUUCCCCACCAGCAGUCGACCGACCUCCACCAAAAAACCCGAGCUGUUAGCAUCCACAGCCAAGCUGGAACCCUUGGACCCAAACAUUGCUCUGGAACUGCCCACCAUUUCGAACAACUACAAGCCUUUGCCGUUGAAUCAGACCGUGAUGGAUGUGGUCUUCAAUCAGGGCGGCUCACAGAAGGCCCAAGCAUCGCGUUACUUUAAUGAGUCGGAAGCCCUAGCCCAAGGCAUCUCCUCCAAAACUAUGCGCACCAAGAUCUAUUCAGGCGUCAGAACUGGUCAAAUCCUGCAGGUUCCCUCGCUCUUCGAUCUGUGCACGCGUGUGCUUCAAAAGAACAUUGAUGCUCUCGAGUACACGGGUGGCGUACCCUUUGAGGUCCUUCGUCCUGUCUUGGAACGCGCUACACCGCAGCAGCUGCUUAACUUCGAGGAAUACAAUCCGUAUUUAAUGGACGACAGCGAUGUUCUGUGGCAGCUGCAUGUCAGCCGCCAUUGUCGCAGUCAGCGGCGCGAGGAGAUGGAAACGUGGCGCGAGAUGUUCCUGCGCUGCCAAGAGGAGAAGGAUCGCAAACUCAGCAUCCUGGCCGAGAGCAUCAAGGCUUCGCAGAAGAUCAGCGAGGCACCUGUGCGCAAGACUCAACUGGCCUUUGUGGACUCGAUGGUCAAGCCGCCGCGCAGUGUGCAGCGCAAGCAGGAGCAAUAUGGCACCAAGGGCAAGCUCAUUGCCACUCCAGCCGCCCGGGUGGCCGCCUUGUCCAGCGUGACUCCAAAUGCCGCCAAGGUGGGCGAUGCCCGGCUGCGUGUGCUGGCCGCCACCCGCGACACGGCCCAAGUGGGUGCUGGUCCAGGGCGAUCCAAGAAGGCACCAUUAAUGGCCAAGACCUUGCAGUUCAUGCGCCGUGGUCACAAACGAUAAAAGUGUUUACGCGUUAAAGCUACAAAAUUAUACUCAAUUUGUUCAGCGACAACUUAAGCAGCAGCAGCAGUAGCAGCUACCUUGAUCUAUAAGGCGUUCACAGUAGGAUUAGCUCCAAACUAAAUUGGCAGACUUUCGGUUCUGUAAAACGAGUCACUGUGAUACUUGACCUUUUGUUACCCAGUGCGCCGCGGAAGUCGACUGCUGCUGUCUACAUGCGUUCCACACGCAUGCUAUUUAUUAUUUAUUCAUGUUCUGCCCCCACAUUCAUUAUACCGUACUAGUAACUAAGUGUAAGCCAACCGGAUAACGAUUGAAAUCGAAUAAGAUAAGAUAUACGUUGCCUCCCGCUGGGUCGCCAACAAGCUCAGAUAAAUGAGUUAUAAAAUAUGAUUAUUUUCAGGUUGAUUACUGUUCGAUUGAUCUAGUGCAUGUAACUUAAGAUCAGAAGACUGCUGAUCACUCCAACUAUACUUUUAAGCUAAGUUCAAUGUUCUUUGUCCCAGAGGGCUGUGCGAAUGUCCAAAAUCAUAGAGGUUCCAAGCAAAUCAAUUGUAUAUAAAUGUAAACCCAAUCCUAUAUCGAAAUACCUAAAUUAUUGGAGUACAGUUAAAUGUCUUUAAGUGCAUCGCUAAUUACUUCCAUUCAAAAGUUUCUAUAUUUAUUUUUAGUUGAAUUUAGUUACGCAAAUCUUUGGAUUUUUGGGUGAAAUGUUCUUAUUUUAUUAAGAAAAAAUUACAUUUACUGCACCAUCAUUUUCGUUAUUAUACUAGUCUUUUAAGUAAAAACAAAUAUUGAAAUGCGAUUAUUCUGAAUGCUAAUACUCGUCUUAUUUUUAAUAUUUACACAUUUUUUAUCUUUUAUAAAAUAAGUCAUUAAAUCUACGUAUGUCAUAUCCGCAUUUUCAAAAGCUUCUUUAGCUGUUACCAGUAAGCGAUGCAGGUAAAGGCAUUACACUGUAUUCAAAAUCGUUUUAUUCCACUAGUAAGCUAACGGAAACAAAACCACGAAGCUAUCAAAGAUCACUCUUGUUUGAAGACAUCACGGAUUGUUAGAGAGGGAAAAUUAAGUAUAUAUAGAGAAUGGUAAAGACAGGCAAACGAGUUGUUUCACACGAUAGUAACAGUAAUAUUAUACAGACUUAUUACAAAUAAAUUAUUUUCAAACAUAAA
Molecule: messenger RNA, 3437 nt
Organism: Drosophila takahashii
Lineage: Eukaryota; Metazoa; Arthropoda; Insecta; Diptera; Drosophilidae
Gene: EloA
Product: elongin A
Biological process (GO): transcription elongation by RNA polymerase II
Cellular component (GO): nucleus; elongin complex
Source: RefSeq, a predicted model, not a curated record